Messenger RNA from Racocetra fulgida, 1424 nucleotides. The record is from the annotation of a GenBank genome assembly. Lineage: Eukaryota; Fungi; Glomeromycota; Glomeromycetes; Diversisporales; Gigasporaceae.
AUGGCACAAACUAUUGAUUAUAAUAAAAUUAAAGAAGCAUCCGUAAAAUAUCCAAAACUCAAAGAAAUCAAUUAUACUUAUGGAACUGCCGGAUUUCGAAUGAAAGCUGAUUACUUGGAAUCGGUGAUUUUUCGAGUAGGAAUUUUGGCAGGCUUACGUUCCAAGAAAUUAAAUUCCAAAUUUAUAGGCAUAAUGGUCACUGCAUCUCAUAAUCCUGAAGCAGAUAAUGGAGUUAAACUUGUGGAUCCAAGUGGAGAAAUGUUGGAACAACGAUGGGAAGCCUAUGCUACCCAAUUAGCUAAUGCUCAAAGUGAAGAAGAAUUGAUCACUGUAAUCAAAUCUAUUGUUUCGCAAAAUGAGAUCGACGAAUCAAAAAAUGCUGCUAUCGUUUAUGCAAGAGAUACUAGACCAAGUGGCCCAAAGUUGAUAGCUGCACUUGAAGAUGGAAUUAAAGCAAUUAAUGCAGUGGGAGAAAAUUUAGGCAUUAAAACUACACCACAACUUCAUUACUUUACAAAUUAUUUAAAUUGUUGUGAAAAACCAGUAGAAGGUAAUUGUGAAGAACUUGCAGAUAAACUUUAUUACGAAAAAUUUGCAAAUGCUUUUCAUAAAGCUGUGGGAGACAAUCAACGUCUUUCCACCAUCAAUGUUGAUGCAGCGAAUGGAGUUGGUGCACCAAAACUGAAGGAACUCGCUGAGUGGAUUGAUAAGAUUAAUGAUAAUAUCUUUAAAGUUACUAUCAUUAAUGGAGAUAUCAAUACUCGAGGAAAGUUAAACUUUCAAUGUGGUGCUGAUUAUGUAAAGUCAGGACAAAAUCCUCCACUUGGAUUAAGUCUUAGCUGUGAACAACGUGCGGCUUCUUUGGAUGGCGAUGCAGACCGUAUCGUUUUCUAUUAUGUUGAAGAAGACAGGAUUGCAGCAUUGUCUGCUGGGUUUAUUAUCGAACUUGUUAAAACUGCCGGUCUCGAUAUAAAUGUGGGAGUAGUUCAAACUGCCUAUGCAAAUGGAAGUUCUACUGCUUACUUGGAGAAAGAGUUGGCCGUCAAAAAAUUACAAGCAUCAGCAGAAUUAAUUAAUCAAACAGUUGGAGAUGCAUUAUCAGAUUUAUUAUUUGUUGAAUCAAUUCUAAUUAAUCGACAAUGGUCAUUUCAAAAGUGGAAUUCAAUUUAUACAGAUAUGCCAAAUCGCUUGGUAAAAGUUGUGGUUGCAAAUAGACAAAUCUUUAAAACCACUAAUGCUGAGAGAACACUUGUUAAACCUAAAGGACUUCAAGAAAAGAUCGAUAAAUUGGUUGCACAAUAUAAGAAUGUACGUGUUUAUGCUGAAGCAUCUACGCGUGUAGAUUGUGAUGAGUUAGCAUUUAAAGUUGCAGGACUUGUUUAUGAUGAAGCUGGUGGUUGUGGAGGAAGACCUUCCGAGUUUUU